AUGGAAAACACCAAUUUAAGUCACAAUGAGCGCCUGCGCGACUUUGAUUACUCUGUGCGUGUGAACCUGUCCAACAGUUCGAUAUGCGGCGACCAACAGAGGUCCGUAGUUAUUAAACUACAUCUAGAAAAACCUGACGGAUCCGAGCGACAGGUGGUGUUGGAGCUCGACGACAAGCAGCUUGCUCUCCUUCUUCAUCAAUUUGAAUCUAUAUAUCACCAACUACAAGCACACCAAUAG
Molecule: messenger RNA, 240 nt
Organism: Peronospora belbahrii
Lineage: Eukaryota; Oomycota; Peronosporomycetes; Peronosporales; Peronosporaceae
Source: the annotation of a GenBank genome assembly